Molecule: messenger RNA, 966 nt
Organism: Orbicella faveolata
Lineage: Eukaryota; Metazoa; Cnidaria; Anthozoa; Scleractinia; Merulinidae
Product: small ribosomal subunit protein uS10m-like
Biological process (GO): translation
Cellular component (GO): mitochondrion; mitochondrial small ribosomal subunit; ribosome
Molecular function (GO): structural constituent of ribosome
Source: RefSeq, a predicted model, not a curated record
AUGGCGGCGUUACGACGCGUUGGACUGUGCAGAUGCUUAUCACUAGUGCGGUCUGCACAACCAUCAUUAGCUACUAGUAGUUGUCUUUCUUCCAGGAAUGAGGUACCAGAAUUAGGUGGUCAAACCUCACCUAUUGGAUUUGUUUAUCAACACAGGACAAGAGGGGAUUUCUGUCCACAAAGAAAACAUGGAGUCAAACUAAUGCAGUUGAGAUCUUUUUCUACCAAAGAAAAUGAUAGUUCUGACUCAAACAAAAGAGUUCUGUAUUCACUAAUCAGCAUCAAAUACAAGGGCAGUGACGAAGCUGUACUAAAGAGCUACACUAAAUUUAUCACACUAGCUGCUUCACAUCUGGACAUUGAUAUAUCUGACCUGAUUUUACUUCCCACGUCAAUUGAAAGACACACAGUUUUAAAAUCUCCACACAUUUACAAGAAACACAGAGCACAGUAUGAGGUGCGGACACAUGCGCGGAUGUUACAGGUUAGGAAUGUGACCCGUGAAACAGCAGAUGUGCUACUUGAGUAUAUUCAGCGGAACAUACCUGAAGGAGUCAGUAUGAGUGUGGAACAAACUGAACUGGAAUCAAUGCCACAAUACUUUGAACUUCCUCCUCAAGCACAAGAGUACUUAAACCAAAAUAAAGACUGAAAGAAUAGCAAAAAUAACAACCAAGAAAGAUAAAUCGCGCCAUUGACAGAAGGCAGUCAAUACUGCUUAGCCAGUUAUGAGGCCCAAGUCUGCAUGUGUGAUCUAUCAAAUGUACCAUCAUGGAUUACUGGUUUCAAUGGCGCUUUGCCGCGAUUUAUUUCUGGUCUUCGCGAUUUUCGAUCACCGUCAAGACUAAUAUGUCUCUUACUUCACAGGCAAUUUAAAGUACAAUAUCUGAAAAAUAACAUUAAAAUAAAAAGAUAACCUGUGGUGAAAGAGUUUUAUUCCCAAACAUGUUGUCCAACAUUGAGAUCA